Molecule: messenger RNA, 993 nt
Organism: Linum trigynum
Lineage: Eukaryota; Viridiplantae; Streptophyta; Magnoliopsida; Malpighiales; Linaceae
Source: the annotation of a GenBank genome assembly
CAAGUCUCCCCCUCACCAUAUAACGAACCGCACAACCCACAACCAUGAAAGACGGCCGCGGCAGCCACAAGCUCUCCCACGUCAUCGCCGACAUGUCCGCCGCCAAAAGUUACACCCUAAUCGCCCUCGCCGUCACCGCCAUCCUCGCCCUCGCAAUCCUCACCACGUGGCUCGUCCUCCUCCCACAAAAACCCACGUUCGCCCUCCAAGACGCCACCCUCUACGCCUUCAAGUUAACCAACUCCAACCUCUUCCUCACCACGACUUUCCAGGUCACGCUCUCGUCACGCAACCCGAACCGGCGGGUCGGGGUCGACUACACCCGCCUCGGGGUCUACGCCUCGUACCGGAACCAGCAGAUCACGAACUCCACCGUGCUCCCGCAGAGCUACCUCGGGACCAAGGACAUGACGGUGUGGUCCCCGUUUUUGUCGGGUAUCGACGUGGCGAUCUCGCCGAAUUGGGUGGAAGGUGUGAGGCUUGACGUGGAGGCUGGGGAUGUGAUCGUGGACGUGAAGGUGUACGGGAGGUUGAGGUGGAAGGUCGGGUCGUGGCUGUCGGGGACGUAUCAUUUGGCGGUGAACUGUCCUGUGUAUCUCAAGAUGGCCGGACGAGCGGCGGAGGAGGGUGGUGGCGGUGGUGGCGGCGGCGGGGGAGGUGGAGGUGGUGAUUGGGUUGCGGUUAUUGGUGGUGUGAGGGGUGGGGUUAGGUAUGAUGAGCUUGAUCAAGGUUGCAAUGUUGUGGUGUCGACUUGAUUGGUGUUUUAGCCUUUAGGUUAGAGUUGGACUAUGCCAAUGCGGUAGGUUUUUUUUAUAAUCUCUGUGUUUUGAUGUCAUUUUAAUUUCAUUCGUGGUUACUUAUUCCACUGUCGUUUAUACAGGGUGGAUAGUUUUGUUACUUACGACAAAUACAAUGUAUACAUGCUUUUCAAUAUCGUGUGAUUAAGACAGCGGAAUUUGCAUGAUGUGAUAGUAAUCAAGUAAUGUUCAAGGU